UGUGAAAGCGCCAGAGGCCGGAACGGAAACGUUUGGACUGGAAACGAACAACGAACACACCGAUCCCCACCCUGCUGUAUUCUCUCGCGCCGCCACGCUUCCAUUGACGAACCCUAGCCAUGGAUUUUGCUGGGUCCACCGUGGAUCCGGGGCCGGUGUUGCCGGAUUUCAGACGCUGCGCUUUUGCCUCGCCCAGCCGUGGGACAAAAUCGGUACACCAGGAGGAAAGCUACGUGGACGCACUGGUGAAAGCGUCACUUCAGCUGGUGCGCAAGGGGUUGCCGGUUGAAGUUCAGUGCCAUGGCGUGAGGAUGCUUCUGGUCGUGAAUUCUACUUUCCUUUAUCGACCCAAAAUCGUCCCUUAUUUUAUCGUGCUGCGAUGCGACCCUUUUGAAUGAACAAGAACUGAAAUUUCCUUUGCUCCAUUUCGGCAUUAGGGGUUUUAUAUUUUGCUCUCUUAUUGAACUCCAAAAAGUGAAGUAUUUUGGUUUAAUCCAUAAUUUAGUACCUUGUUAUUAUCCGGUAGACAUAAUGACAUAAUCUCUGGCUAGAGUCUAGGUUGAUUCUUCUGUCGAAGGCAUACCAUAAAGGCAGCAGAAUUGUUCCAUUUUAUUUCAUUUUUACAGUAGGAGUUUGUUCAUGGCUUUUAUGAAAUAAAAUCUACUAUCUUUGUAAACCCCACAAUCAUCUCGACAACAUAUCAUCAUUAUUUGAUGGCCACUGUUCUUUACAUGGAUAACCCAGUGUUCAUUGAAUGAUACUUACCUUACCUGAGUACAUUUACAUAGUUAAACAUGACCUUGGAGCAAAUGUUAUAUUGAUAACGGUGUUUCUUUUACCAUUUGCUAUCACACAUACAGUACGAUGCGCUCCUUUGUUUCCUGAGUUUUCGCCAUACUUUCUGUGCAAAGCAUCAUGACACUCAUUUGGUGUUACUAGCCAAAUGCCCGUGCUUUACCACGGGUUCUACAAAGUCACAAAAACUUUCUAAAAAAACACGUGAACAAUAAAAAAUAUGUUUUUGUUGCGAGAGAAAUGAACCCCUGCAGCAUCAGUUUGAAGUCAUACCAUCUUACCUAGCAUGCGAGAAUACAACAGCCUGGCUAGAUAAGCACAGAUCCAUGCACAAUUAUAUGGCAGAAUUCACCUGAACCUUCUAAAAAUGUCUAGCAUAUAAUAAUAGAAUAUUUAUCAAUUUUAUGUCUGGUCUGUUUUUUGCCAUCUUCCCCAAAUUGUUGCUAAUUGGCUGUUUUCAUAAUAAACAAAUUUUCAUUAGCACUAAAUAUUGUUUCUUCAGGGGGCUGCACGUCAUCACCAUUGGGCGGUGGCCAGCCACGUAGCGAAGCGGCUUUCCUAUCCAGUUCCUUCCCCUCUCUCCUCACAAAUCCAGCACGGGAGGCACGAGGCAGGAGGAUCGAGGGCGUAGCUGGGGGCGGAGUAGUUUGGAGGUGCCCGACAGCCACCUCUCUAGUCUCUCUCUCUCUGCAAGUUUGUAGACGCUCGUACUUUUCUCUGGAGUAAAUUGCACAGAACCACCACAUUUCGAUUUCUGACCGACCGGGCCCACCUGUCAGGUUGACCGGCCCGAGCCGGCGUUAGCUCCAUCCGUUAGCGGCGUUUGUCCGUCCGAGCCGGACCAGGUGAGCCAGUAUGAUAAGUGGACCUAAGUGGACCGACCGGCCACUCUCUCCCCGACAGCUCGAGCUCCGUCUCCACGGUCCGCCGCCGCCGCCGUCUCAGUCGUCGCCCGAGCUCCGCCGCGCCAUGGUUUCCUGGACGAACACGAACGAGGAGUACAUCUUGUACGACCCCCCCAACGAGCCACCACGUUGGAUUCACAUGCGAGAGUUCGCAGCUGGAGCCGGCGAGAAUGUAGUUUGCCACUGCCUCUGCCUGGUUAAGAUUCGGGUUGCUUACGAAGGGACUGACGCGGGACGACGCUUAUUAGCAUGUGGAUUUGAGGACGGGGUUAAGUGCAACUUCUACCAGUGGCUCGAUCCUGAGUGGCCAGGACAAAUGCAGCACGUGCUGACGAAGAUGUGGGAAGAAAUUGAUGAACUGAAGCAGUCUAAACGGCAUGAGAUGCAUCGUUUGAAUCAAAGGAACAGUGUCAUGCAUGAGCAAGUUAGGUUGGCAAUGCAAGAGCUUGAGCAGGAAAAGAAGAAGGCAGAGGAGGAGAAGAAAAUGGUAGAGGAAGAGAAGAAGUAGGCAUAGAAGGCAAAGGUCAGGCUUGCAGAAGAGUUGCUUAUGUUGGGGUUGUAGCUGAAAUCAAUGAAGAUUUGAAGUAGUAAUAAUUUAGAACCUUGUCACUGUGGGAUGUACUGUAAUCCUUAUUAAGAACCUGAUGUAUUAAAUGUGAGACUCUGUUGUAAUGUUCUAAUAUUUGUGAAACUCUAGUUGUUUUGUUUUAUGUAAUGGAAGUACUUCUGUGUUAUUGGUAUUUUGAUUCACAACAUGUUCAAUU
Messenger RNA from Brachypodium distachyon (stiff brome), 2464 nucleotides. RefSeq lists its product as uncharacterized. The record is from RefSeq and is a predicted model, not a curated record. Lineage: Eukaryota; Viridiplantae; Streptophyta; Magnoliopsida; Poales; Poaceae. Bases 1651 to 2208 code for a protein of 185 amino acids. The transcript has 5 exons.